AUAAUCAUAUUCAUAAUAUCAUCACUAAAUCAUAUCAGUGUUUGAUUUGAUAAUUCUAUAGGUAGGUAUUGUAAAACUUUAGUGUAAACGGCAAAUUAUCCGUAAUCAAUGCCCUACAUUUUGAUUAGAGGUAAUCUGGCAUCUUAUGGGCAUAAAAACCCGUGGAGAGUAUUGGUAUCCGGCCUAAAAGCUGGAGAUAUCGACCAGUUAAAAAGAUUUGCUUGUGGCGGAUAUUGCGACGAUUCCACAAUCGUAUAUCUUCAACAUCCUUGCGUCAUACUCAGCGCCUUAGAAGUAUUAGGUUAUAAAGUUGUAGCAUCGAGUUCAACAGCUGUUAAACAAGAUUAUAAUGAGUACAUGUGGACUAUGAGGAAAGAGUUUUCGGAACCAGAACCAUCAAUUAUUGUGGAACAAGAUAACAUUACAAAUUUCAGUAAAGAGGCUAUGCAUAUAGGAAACUACCAACAUUCAAACAAAGACGCUGAGGUUUAAGCUUGCAUUAUAAUUACAAUAUUUUUUUAUUCUUAUUAAAUGUUUAUUAUUUGAUAUAAGAACUAUGGACACGAAAGGCAGUCAAAACCAAUCUGCAAAUAACUUGAGUACUAUACCAUCUGAGGAUGGUGUUGUUUAUAUUGCUGUUAAAGGUUCUUUAUAUGCCAAUGACAGCUUUGUGUUUGGUUUAGGACAAGAAGAAGUGAAAGCUUUAACUGCAAAGUUCCCUGGCUUAGGAGUGGAUGUUGUCAAUGGUGUCUCAAUCAAAACAAAUGUUUUGCAGACACUUAACUCCUUAGGCCAAUUGGGCUACAAGAUUAUUUCAAGCACUGGAGAAACAGAAAUUACUUGGACCUUACAGCGAGAAAUUUAAUUUAUUUUAUGACAUCAAAUUAUCUUUGUUGAAUAUAACUUUUAGUUCUGUAAAAAUGGACGAUAACACUAAAUGUAACCAUGCCAGCUGUUCUAUGAAAAAUGUUAAUAAAUCAGUUUGCCAGACUCUUUCAGAAAUGGACUGGGAAAGAGGGUUAUGGAAUGCAGCCUUUUCUGGUGAUGAAGAAAAAGUUAAGAUGUUAAUCAACAAAGCAAGGAAUGCUAAAGAAAUUGUAAAUUGCCCAGACAAUGCAGGCUACACUCCACUUCACUAUGCAGCUCGUAGUGGUCAUGUUAAUAUAUGUAAUAUACUGUUACAAAAUGGUGCAGAUAUUAAUGCUGAAACUAGAAGUGGCAAAGCAACUCCUCUACACAAAGCUGCUGCAGCUGGUAUUAUUAUUGAGUAUUCAUAUAUAUAUAUCAUUCUUUUUUAUAGCAAAAAAUUAAGUUUUAAUACAAUUUAUAUAUUGUUCCUUAACAAUCUGCGACUUGAUAUUGUUAUUUUAGGGUGUAACUGCACAAUACCAGAUCUCUCGAACCUUUCACACUGCUCUUGCACACUUAACUGGAAUUUCUAAAUAAACCAAAAUAGUGCAGCAGCCUCGCAAGCCAAAUGCUCGGUCUGUGUGGACAUGCUCAAAGGUGCCUCAUUGUGCGCUUUCGUUCGAUGUGGACGGUGAUUUUGGCUCGCCAGAAUAUUCUAUAGUGUUGAUGUACUCGAAACAAGUAUUGCACGCUUGCUAUAAGUCUCCUCUCGCUAAAAAUCUUAAAGUAAAAUAAUGAGCAUAACUUUUCAAAUUCUUGUAGGGACUAACCUGUAAAGUUAUGUAUGGUUUUAUCAUAUUAUGUCAAAUACUUUAGUAAUUUAUUACCAUAUUGAUUGUGACGCUCAUAAAGAUUUUUAAUUCACAAGUGUCUUGGUCUUUUUUUAAAACGUGACCAUUUCGUUUUUCUUAAUCAUUAAGCUACUAUGAAAAUAGCUGCAGCAGAAAUUACAUAACUGUCCAUUUGUAUGCUCGAGGGCUUCUGAUGGAUGGGUCUGCCUUGUGAGUCUCGCCUCUGUGUUUACGGGCAAACUACUGUGGCUGCCUCUUGAAGCAAAGCUCGCGAGCCGCUCACCGAGGAUGCCGCGCGAGCCCGUGCGCCCGGUGUGGACGCGGCUAAUACCAUUUUUGCUGAGGAUACCAAAGGAACUUCAAAUUGUGAAAAAAACAAUUGACAUGUUACUUUCCACCAACAAUUAUUUUAAUUGAUUUAUGAGUUUCAUAUGCUUUAAAUAUAUAACUUUCGAAAUUCAAAAAUUUAUGAGCGGCUAGGAGCACAGUAGUUUUAGGGUGCCCUAUGUAGCAUUAUAUUUUCAAUACCUGUUUUUGGUUUUUAAUUAUUUAUUAGCUAGGGUUGGUGUUUGUAUGUAUUGUGGAGGUAAUAAUUGUUUACGUCUUUUCUGUUUAGAAUGUUUUCUGGUAUCAUGGAUUUGAUUUUUUGGAGUUUGAAAUGAAACAUGCUUUUAACGGUGCGGGUUUCUUCGUCUAUUAUAGGCACUGUUUAUGAAUUUGCUCAAAGUGGUAGAAUAACAGUGCGGGAGUUCACACUAAGAGUUUUAGAAUAGAAAUAUAUCUCAGUAGUAUUUAUUUACAUGUUUUUGGUGCUCAAACUCUAAGAGUUCUACCUAAGCUACUAAGCUUUUACUGUAGGUGGAUUAGGUGGAUCUAGCCUUUAAUUUUAAUACAUUGUUUCCAUUUUUAUCAAGACUAAUCAGCUCUCUUUCAAAGUAGUUUUUUUUUAAUAUUCAUAUUUCACACGCAAAACAAUUUUAUAUCACAAUACGUGUGCCACUCGGGAAUAGUGUUUUUUUUUUCUAUAAUGAAAAAUUUUAAUUUUAUGAGAUUUCCGCCUACAAACCUUCCUUGUCAUCAUUACAGCCUAUCACAAGUCAACUGCUGAACAUGUGCCUCCCCAAAAGGUUGCCACUUUUAUAACAUUAGUGUAUAAUGUAGAUUAUUCCAUAUGAGUGUAUAAUCAACUUGCAUCAAUCACCUCAGUAAUUUUAACCUACAUUAUGAGAAAGUUGUGUAAUGGGCAAACAUAUAAAACGUGAAAAACAAUGUAACUAUUUCAUUAUAAUAUAUUUCAUUGUAUGAUUUUCAGGCAAAGCUACAACACUAAAAUUCCUCAUUCAAUCUGGAGCUUGUAUCGACAAACAAGAUAUUGACGGUCAGACAGUACUUCACAAAGCAAUCCAAAACAAAAGAUAUGAUUUAGUGAGUAUAUUGACUGAUGUUUGUCCCUCAAUUGAUACUAUAAGAGAUUACAAAGGCAAUCUGGCAACUGAUUAAAAUAGAACAUUAUAAUAAAUAUCAAUAAAAGUUACAGCCUACUAUGUCCCACUCCUGGGCACAGGCCUCCUCUCAUUUCUGAGGGUUUUUAUUAAUUAUUUAUAAAUAUUAAUAGAAAUUAUUAAUUAAUUAAUUAAAAGUUAUUGUUUCAUGUGUUUUGUUGUUGGUGUAUCUUAUAAAUAAAUAGAAAAAGAAAUUGAAUAAAAUCCGUAAAAAUAGUGUUAUUCAAUGUGUAGUGUUCGCGUAAAUAUAAGAAAUCAUUAUAGAAAAAGAUAUAUUUUUAGGUUGUAAAACAUACUACUGAAAUUAAUUAUGGGCAAGUUUGGGAUGCUAUAGUAGCACCUCUCUUAUGAUUUGUUUUUACAGAAAUGGCUUCAUUGUGGGAGACAAUUUCAUAGUUUCACAAUUUCAAAAGUUACCAUAAUAUUAUGUCACAUAGACAUAUUAUGGUAAUUUUAAAACAGCUUCAUCUUAAAUAUAUUAUUACAUUGUAUAUCAGUCAUACAAUAUUGAAGCGUUAUUUUUUAUCUCAAAGAAAAAUGUAUUAAGACAUAAUUUUACAGGAGAUAGAUUAAUGGAAGAAAAAUAAAUUUCCUCCUACUUACAGAGGGUCCAUACUAUUUUUAUUUUAUCUUUUUUACGGUAACUGUAGGUGUGGGUAAAAGUGGAACUUCUUUUUAUGGCGGGUUUUCAGAGUAUUGGUAAAAUUACUUUUACAUUUAAGUACUAAACUGAAAUUUAUUAAAUUCUGAAAUCCAUUUCCAAUCUGCUUUUUUACAAAUUAUGUAAAAUCUAAGUGAACUCUAUGCUUUUGCAAACUUGCCAUCCUUUAUCUUAAAUUUAUGAUAUUUUAUUGAAACGUUUGAUCCUUGCUUUAAGGAGAAAUUAUCGGUAGUGUUUUAAUUUCCCAUAAAGAAGUAAUUUAUAUCCAUUACAUAUUAUUGUUUUGAAUAUAUGUACCAGUUUUUAUUUAAAGAUAACUUUAAAAGAUAAAUGUUAUUUCUACUGAAUAAGUGAGAGGUAUGUUUUGAAAUUUUAAUUUUUUGUAUAAUCUUUAAGUAGGUAUAAUGCAAUAAUAAUUAGUAUAACAAUACAUAUAAAGAUUAUUUUAAUUUUCCUUGUGAUUUUUUGUUUAAUUUUAUGUUACCAAAGACAAGAGUUUAUAUCAUGUAACCAUUGUUAUAAAACAUAUAAUUUUACUCUUUUUAAGUUUAAGUUCUUUUUUACAAAACAUGGUAUGCAACAUUUAUGUAUAUUAGAUAUUAGUUUGAGGGUUUAUACUAAAUAACAACAGUAAAAGACGUAGAUCAGAGAUCAAGAAUUUGUAUUUGUUGCAUAACUACAAUUUGAUUGAAUGUUAAUAAUAUCGAUAUAAUAUUUGUAGCUCUAACAAAUUAGAUACCUCUGUACGAAUAUACUAUAGAGUAACAUCAUUAUUUUAAUAAAAUAAAAAUAUCACUAAGAAUAGAUUACCAUUCUCAUAGUUUUAUAUUUUCACUAAUGUACACCUUUAUACUAAAUAUACUGUAUCUUGAUGU
Molecule: messenger RNA, 4738 nt
Organism: Parnassius mnemosyne (clouded apollo)
Lineage: Eukaryota; Metazoa; Arthropoda; Insecta; Lepidoptera; Papilionidae
Source: the annotation of a GenBank genome assembly